CAAAGCGUUACCAUUCUCUAUUUGCUUUGUUCGACACUGUUUAAUAAUUUUUGGCCGUACCAACCAGACGAGUCCCAAAAUUUUUACCAAAACGACGAUCUCAUUGCGUUAGAUCUGAAAAAGCGAGAGCGAGCAAGCGACCUUCUUUAGAGUCGAAGCAAACCAUUCACCAACCAACGAACCCUAAACAAACCAACAAACCAACAAACAAACUCAACCAGAUCAAUUCAAUAUCUCUCUCUCUGUAAUCAAAUCACAAAGAGGGGACGAUCUAAUGGUGGUUGACUGCUGAUAUAUAUUCGAAUUCACGGUGGGGAGCAAAAACGCUGCAGAUCGGAUGGACAAGAAUAAGAACCGUACCGAUCUGCUUGCUGCUGGCCGUAAAAAGCUUCAACAAUAUCGGCAGAAGAAGGAUACUAAGGGCAGUAAAUCAGCAGGUAAAGCUGGUAAGUCCGAGUGUGAUAGCGAUGCUGAUGCGGCAUCUACUGCUGCUAAACUGGCAGUGGUAUUGCUACAAGAUCCUGAUGGGGAAGUCAGUUCAUUGCAUGAUUCUGAUUCUGGGAUUGUUGAUUCAUCAAUCACAUGUCCUAGUGAGAAUUCACAGGCUACUGACAACAUUGAUAUUGCCACUAAUGAUCCUUUGUCAGUGGUGGUUAUACCUGAGACAGGCACAGACACAACGACGUUGGCAAGCUGUGUUGAGUUGCCGCAUGAGGACUUUGGAGUUUAUGAAUCUACAAUGAAGUUGAGUGUUGGCAAGGAACAAGAUUUUGACCCUUUGGUUCCAUAUAAAGUUGAAAGUACCCACACUGUAAAUGCCGAGGGUGCAAGGCUUACUUCUACAGGAAAUUUGGAAAGUGUAGUUUCUGAAAUGAAUUCUGUACAUUUGGCUACCACUAAACCUGUUGAUUCCUCCACACAACCUGAUUUAGUUGGUACGACUAAACCUGUUGCCAUUGCGGUUGAAGCAGAGUGUAUUCAUGGAGCAGAUCAGGUAACAGACAUAGGGGCAAUUCAGGGAGCUGACUGUUUGGAUUCAGAGCAAGUUAAUAGAAGCAGUGGGAUAGGGCUUGAAGGAGAUGUGAGGCCUGAUUUACCCGGGUUCAGUGAAAGUGCUGAAACUUGUGCAGGGACGGUUUCAGGGGAGCCCAGCCCACAGCCCACUAUUGAAGUGGAUCAAACCGAUGAGUUGAAUGAUGCUUCUGCUUCUGCUUCUGCUGGUGCAACCAAUGAGGUAAAAGAAGUUUGGACUAUAGGUGGUCAUUCAGUUUCAGCUCAGCCAUUCUCCGAUUUACAUGUAUCCUCAACUGUAAAUCCUGAAGUAGCAGUUCAUCAGAGAGAAGAUGCAGUGGCAACUUCCUUGAAUGAAGAAAAAUCAGAAAUGCAAUUUCAUCAACAGUUGCUUGAUGAAAUGUCCAUUGCCAGCACUUUGGUUGGUGAAGUUCAAGGGAGGAAUGAAAGCCUUGCUGAAGAUCUUGCAAAGUGCAAGUCUGAACUUCAGGCAGCUGUUUGUGCAAAGGAGGAGCUUGAGAAGCAAGUUCAUACUGCAAAGGCCGAGGUUGUGGAAAUAUCUUCCAGAGCUGAUGAGUUGCAUGUUGAAUUGGAAAGGUCACAUGGGGAAUUGUCAAGCCUGUCAGCGGAGUUGGCUGAAUGUAAGCCAUUGGUGGCAGCUUUACAGGUUGAAAAUGAUAAGUUGAAUGGGAGUCUUACUUUGGCAGUUGAGGAGAAAAAGAAACUUGCGGAGGAGAAGGGAUAUUUGGUACUUGAGAAUGAUAAACUGUUGACAGAAUUAGCUGACUUCAAAUUUUCAUUAUCAUCAUUACAAUCAGAAAAUGUCAACUUAAGUGGCACUCUGGCAUUGACAACAGAGGAGAGAAGGAAGCUUGAGGAGGUAAAAGAGAAUUUUCUGCAUGAGAAUCAGAAACUAUUGAACGACUUAGCAGAGUGCAAAGCUUUGUUGGAAACGCUUGAGGUGGACAAUGCCCAGUUAAAUGGGAGUCUCACUUCCGUAACGGAGGAGCGAAAUAAGCUUGGAGAAGAGAAGGAUCAUUUUGUCACUGAGAAUGAGAAACUGUCAGUGGAGUUUGCUGACUGCAAGAGUUUAAUGGCAGGUCUACAGGUGGAACACCUCAAAGCUUUGGAUGACCUAAAAGAAGCAACUUUGCAUCUUGAAAAACUCACUGAGGAAAAUAUCAAGUUGUCAUCUCGAUCUGGGGAAGCUGCAAAUCAAGUUGAAGGUUCUGACAUGCCAAGCAGGGGACCAGAAUGUGCAACUGCUGCUGAUGAGACUCACUGGCUUCCCAGGGAGGGGGAGGCUGAACUAUUCUCUCCUCGGUUAAGAAAAUCUGAUGAUGGCCUUGUGGAUGGGUCACCAGUUGAGCAGCUUAAAUUGGAUGUCUAUGAUCAUUCUUGUGGGUUUGUAGAUUUGAAGGGACACUUAGAGGAGGCAGAGAAAAUAGUUCAGAAACUUGAGAAAGCAAUUGAAGGGAUGCACUCUCAUUCUGUGUCCUUAAGCAAGUCAAGUGGCAAAACGGCACCAGGGAUAUCAAAACUGAUUCAAGCUUUUGAGUCAAAGACUCAUCAUGAUGACCAUGACAUAGAGGAAGUUUCUUCAGCUGAAAAUCAAUCACUUGUGGACACAUUUAUGUUAGCAAAGGAGCAAACAAGAAGUCUGAGAGCAGUGCUUAAGGAGUUGCUUCUGGAUGCUGUGAAUGCCAGCGAACUGUUCAAGGGGGAGAGAGAUUGUAGGUAUCUUGCUGAUGAUGCACUUGGGGAGCUCAAGGUUGCUUAUGAAGCUCUGAAGGAACACAAUAUCAGUUCUGAAGCAGCAAAUAUCGAAGUCAUUAUUUUAUAUGAGUUUGUAAAGCAACAUGUGUGUGAUAUUGAAGCAAAGAAGGGUGAGCUUCUGGGUCUGUAUGAAGCAGUAAGGCAACACAGUACUAUUCUUGGAGCAGAGAACAGUGAGCUUGUUAAAAAGCUUGGUGACUAUCAGCCACGUAUUAGUGUAUUGGAGAGACAGUUGGAUGAAAUGCACUCAAGUUCAGAUGAGAUGGCUUCCUCUAUCUCUAAUCAAGUGGAAGUUCUGCAUAAAGAAGUAGCUGAGAGGGCAUCAAUACUUGAGCAAGAAUGGAAUUCUACUGUUGCUCAGGUUGUUCAGACAGUCGAGAAGCUUGAUGCAUUGAUCAGGAGCUUGUUUUCCUCCACACCCUCUGGCAAUCAUGAUUGCCUAGAUAUAGGUAGCCGUGUGGCUGCUUCUGUUGAUGCUGCAACCAAAGUGAUUGACAAUCUGCAGGAAAAAUUAGAAGCUUCUGGCAAAGAUCACACAGCAAUGUGCAGUUCAUACAAGGACAUGAUUGAAAAGUUCAAUGAUUUGCAUAGAAAGAAUGAAUUGGCUAUUGGUGUAUUACAUGGGGUCCAUGGUAACCUUGAGAGGCUUGUAAAUGAUUCAUGUGAGCAUGUAGAACAAAGCCAGAUCAUUAAACAAAAUGAGAACCUUAUAGAUCCUCUACAUCUUGAUAACUAUGAUACCCUCAUGGAGCAACUGGCAGUGCUUCUGGGUGAGAGGCUGCAAUUCAAAUCUAUGAACGAUAAACUGAACUUGGAGUUGAUUGAUAUGGCAAAAGAAAUGGAGAAACUGAAGAAAAGAGGCCUUGAUUCAGAUACCAUUCUAAAGCUGGUUGAAGAUGUUGAAGGUGCCGUUAAGCUGAAUGGAACUGGCAUUGACUCAGAUAAGCUUGAAUCACGCUUACAGCGUCUUAUAUCUUUUCUGUUUCAAAAAUACAAAGAGGCUGAUGAGCAGGUCAGCUUGUCCAGUAAGGAAAUGGAAUUAAGUGAAUUGCAGGGACAAAUAGAGCACUUGAGCUUUUUGAUUGUUCAACAUGAUAAUGAAACCCUCAUUCUUAAGGAAAGUUUGAGGCAGGGAGUGGAGGACCUUGUUGCUGUUCGGGCUGAGUUACAGGAGAAAGUAAACGAGCUUGAACAGUCAGACCAGCGGGUAUCUUCUAUCAGAGAAAAACUCAGCAUAGCUGUUUCAAAGGGAAAAGGUUUGAUUGUGCAGCGUGACAAUCUCAAGCAAUCUCUAGCAGAAACAUCCAGUGAACUGGAGAAAUGCUCUCAGGAGUUACAGUUGAAAGAUGCCAGACUUUGGGAGGUUGAAACAAAACUUAAGACCUAUUCAGAGGCUGGUGAGCGUGUGGAAGCUCUGGAAUCUGAACUCUCAUACAUUCGCAACUCGGCUACUGCAUUAAGAGAAUCAUUUCUUCUCAAAGAUUCUAUACUCCAGAGAAUAGAAGAGAUUCUAGAAGAUCUAGAGCUGCCAGAGCACUUCCAUGCCAGAGAUAUAAUUGAAAAGGUUGAUUGGUUAGCGCGGUCAGUUACUGGGAACUCUGUGCCUCCUGCUGAUUGGGAUCAGAAAAGUUCUGUUGGGGGAGGAUCAUAUUCUGAUGCUGGUUUUGUAGCUAUGGAAACCUGGAAGGAAGACACACAGCCAAACUCAAAUUCAGGUGAUGAUUUGAGAGGAAAAUAUGAGGAGCUUCAAAGUAAGUUCUAUGGCUUGGCUGAACAAAAUGAGAUGCUGGAACAAUCUUUGAUGGAAAGAAACAAUGUUGUGCAACGGUGGGAAGAGACAUUGGAGAGGAUAAAUAUGCCUUUGCAGUUGCGCUCCAUGGAGCCAGAGGAUAGGAUUGAGUGGUUGGGAAGUGCGCUUUCAGAGGCUCAUCACCACUGUAAUUCUCUCCAGCAGAAGGUUAAUAACUUGGAAACGUAUUGUUCCUCAUUAACUGCUGAUGUGGAAGAGUCACAAAAGAGAUUAUAUGAUCUUGAGACAGCUCUCCAAGCCGUUCUUCAUGAGAAAGAGCAUCUCUCUGAUAGUUUGGGGAUUCUAACUCGUGAUUAUGAUAAGGUCUCAGAGAAGUUAGUCCGAUUUGAACUUGAGAAUGAUAAGCUGGAGAAUGAGAUAUCUGCUUUGCAAGAGAAAUUGGUUGAAAAAGAGCAUCUCUCUGGUAGUUUGGAGAUUCUAACUCGUGAUUAUGAUGAGGUGUCAGAGAAGGCAGUCCAUUUUGAACUUAAGAAUGAUAAGUUGCAGAAGGAGGUAUCUGCUUUGCAAGAGAAAUUGGUUGAAAAAGAGCAUCUCUCUGAUAGUUUGGAGAUUCUAACUCGUGAUUUUGAUAAGGUCUCAGAGAAGGUAGUCCAAUUUGAACUUGAGAAUGAUAAACUGCAGGAGGAGGUAUCUGCUUUGCAAGAGAAAUUGGUUGAGAAAGUCAGAAAUCAGGAGCAUAUUGAAGAUGAGAUAAGAAGAUUGGAGGAUUUGGUGCAUGAUUUGCUCAAGGAUUCUGUUACAGAGGACGUGGUUUCUGGUGGCAGUAGUACCGAGUGUUUGGAACAACUACUGAAGAAGCUGUCAGAGAAGUACACAGCCCUUGCUUUAGAGAAACCUAUUCUUGUUGACUCAGCUGAUGAGAAAAAUACAAAAAAUGCUGGUGCCAUUCAGGAUGAAAAGAGAGAUUCUGAGGAUUCAAAGGAGGAUGUGGCAGUUCUUAAGAAAGAACUGGAGGAGGCUUUGCAGGAUUUGCUGUGCGUGAAGGAGGAGAGAGAUAGAUAUAUGGAGAGCAAUCAAUCUUUGGUCCAUGAAGUUGAAGCAUUAGAUGUAAAAUGGAAAGAAUUGCAAGAGUUACUUAGUCAGGAGGAGCAGAAGUCAAUUUCUGUUAGAGAGAAGUUAAAUGUCGCAGUUAGAAAAGGAAAAUCAUUGGUCCAACAGCGUGAUAGUUUGAAACAGACCAUUGAAGAAGUGAACAAUGAGGUGGAACGCCUGAAAUCUGAGGUUAACUACCGGGAAAGCAGACUUUCAGAUUAUGAACAGAACAUAAAGGACUUAUCCACCUACCAGGAAAGGCUAGAAGUCCAGGAAUCAGAGAGUUUGUUCAUGAGAAAUCGGUUGGCAGAUACUGAGUACUUUUUGCAAGAGAAAACCAAUACUCUGAGCUUGAUUUUGAAUACUUUGAAUGACAUUGGUGCUGGUUUUGAAUUUAAUAUCAGUGAUCCUGUUGAGAAGUUGGAACAAAUUGGGAAACAAUGCCGUGAUCUACAUGCCGCUGUGGCUUCUUCUGAACAUGAUUCGAUGAAAUCUAGAAGAGCGGCUGAGCUACUCCUGGCAGAGUUGAAUGAAGUCCAAGAAAGAAAUGAUGGACUGCAAGAGGAGCUUUCAAUGGCUGCCAGUGAGCUUUCAGAACUCUCCAAGGAAAGAGAUUUGGCUGAAGCUGCCAAACGUGAAGCUUUUUCGCAAGUUGAAAAGUUGUCUGCUGUUCGUUCUGUAGAAAGAAAUAACCAACUUGCUGAGCUGAAGCUGUUAAAAUCCUGUGUUGAUCAACUGAGAAAGGGCUUCGUUGAUAUUAAUGAUCUUCUUGGUGACGUCCUCUCCAAGGACUUGGAAUAUCUGCACAAUCUGGAGGCAAGUAUGAUGUCAUGUCUGGAACCAAGUGAGGCUAUGAAUGUGGUUGGCCUACCUCUUGGUGGUCCUGUGAGCAUUAUUUCUGCUAAUGCGGAAAACAAGGAGAAGUUCUUGGCUACAAAUUCAUUAUUGGAAUCGAAGAUGCAAGAGUGUACCGAUGACAAUAUUUUUGUUGACAUUUGUAGUCUUCUUGGGCAUCAAUUGCAAGAUUUCAUGAAAGAAAUCGGUGCUCUUAAAGAAGAAUUAUACAAACACUUGAUUACAUUAGAUGAAGGAGCUAAGCAUGCAUCUGAAGUAGCGGGUAUUAUUCAUAGAGAAGUGACUUCCCAAAAACAGUCCUUUGAAUCCAUGAGGGAGAACAUAAUCCGAUUAGAGGUCAUGGAGAAAGAGAAAGAUACUGAAAGUGUUGUAAUGCGUAGAAACAUUUCGUUGCUUUAUGAAGCCUGCAGUAGUUCAGUUAUGGAAAUUGAGAAUUGCAAAGCCCAGUUUGUUGGAAAUGGUUUGGCUGCCACAGAUCUGGGGAUGAACUUGGAAUCUUCAAUUUCUGGUGAUGAAGGAACUCUUUUUAGCCAACAGACUCAUUUGUCAUCUGAUGAACGGAUUAGGAUAAUGGCAGAUAGAUUGUUGUCAGUUGUCAAGGACUUCAUGUGUAUUCAAGCCCAGGUUGUAGAAGGUGGCCAAAAGGAAAUGAAGACUACCAUUUCAAAUUUGCAGAAAGAGCUCCAGGAGAAGGACAUCCAAAAAGACAGAAUUUGUGUGGAGCUUGUCAGUCAGAUCAAGAAAGCUGAAGCUGCUGCAAGGAGUCACUUGCAAGACUUUCAAUCUGCAAAGGCUCGGCUAAAUGAUUUAGAGAGGCAGCUGGAAGUGACGAGGAAGAGUAACAUGUUGGAACAUAGAGUGAAAGAACUAGAAAAUGGCGAAGCUACCUUGAAAGACUCGGAGGAGAGAGUUAGAUCACUGGGUGAUGCGCUGGCUGCGAAAGAACAAGAAAUUGAGGUGCUGAUGCAAGCACUUGAUGAGGAGGAGACCCAGAUGGAAGACCUAAGAAACAAAAUUGGGGAAUUGGAAAGAGUUGUGCAAGAAAAAAAUGUAGAUUUGGAAAACCUAGAAGCCUCUCGUGGAAAGGCUAUGAAAAAACUUUCGAUUACUGUGAGCAAGUUUGAUGAACUUCAUCAACUGUCUGCUAGCCUCCUUUCUGAGGUUGAGAAGCUUCAGUCACAGUUACAAGAACGGGAUGCAGAGAUCUCUUUCUUAAGGCAAGAAGUCACACGAUGCACCAAUGAUGCUCUAGUUGCAUCCCAGAUGAGCAACAAAAGAAAUUCAGAUGAGAUCCUUGAUUUAUUGACAUGGUUGGACACAAUGAUUUCUGGGGUGCUGGUAAAUGAUGUGCAUUUUGAUGACAAGAAAAGGGAUAAAGUUCAUGAAUACAGAGAGAUAUUUCAGAAGCAGAUCGUGUCACUGGUAUCUGAAAUGGAGGAUCUAAGGGCGGUGGUACAGAGCAAAGAUACAAUGUUGCAAGUAGAGAAGAGUAGAGUAGAAGAGUUAACACGUAAAGAAGAAUCUCUUGAGAAUUCCUUACGUGAGAAGGAGUCACAAUUAACCAGGCUUCAGGGAGUGGGAGAUUCUGGACAUACAGGAAGUACAGCUUCUGAAAUACUGGAAGUUGAACCACUGGUAAACAAGUGGGCAGUACCAGGGACCUCCAUGACGCCUCAAGUUCGCAGUUUGCGCAAGGUCAACAACGAUCAAGUUUCUAUUGCUAUAGAUACGGACCAUGGUAAUGGUGGUAGAUUAGAGGAGGAAGAUGAUGAUAAAGCGCAUGGUUUCAAGUCACUCACUACAUCGAGAAUAGUGCCAAGAUUCACGAGACCUGUAACCGACAUGAUUGAUGGUCUAUGGGUUUCUUGUGAUCGGGCGCUAAUGCGACAACCUGCUUUACGACUUGGUGUCAUCAUCUAUUGGGCUCUUAUACAUGCCCUUCUUGCAACUUUUGUAGUUUGAGAAGAGUUUUACUGCAAGAUGAGCAUGGGUCACGGGCACGUUCCAGUGGCAUCAAUCAAGCUUUCUUUGUAUAAUCGUGAAUUGUUCUCUUCUAGAUUUAGAUGUAGUCAGAUUAAUUUGUUAUUCAGCUCAACCAGGCUACUGUGGUUUGCCUCUUUCAUAUAAAUUGCAGAUCGCUUGGUUGCAUCUAAUAAGAAAAAAAGCUAGCCUUUACUGUCACAGAGGACAUAGAUUGAAAAUUGUUUAGGUUGGACAUUGUUCCUUUUGAAUUGCAAUGUCUGUCCUAAGAAGCCGAAAGGUUGUUUCUUGUUAUACCUUCAUAGUUCACAACAAUAUUUCAAUAUCGUAGCCUUUUCAUCCUCAUUUUGGGUUAAGGUAUGUAUAUCUUUUUUGCGCAGAUAAUUCAAGCGUUAAAAUUUUAUUGGAAUCUCUUUUGCAAUAAUUGUUGAAAAUAUUGCAAGGAAUGGAAUGAAAUGAAGGGUUUAGAACUACUUUUCCUGUA
Messenger RNA from Camellia sinensis, 8948 nucleotides. Lineage: Eukaryota; Viridiplantae; Streptophyta; Magnoliopsida; Ericales; Theaceae. The record is from RefSeq and is a predicted model, not a curated record.